AUAAGCUUCUAUUUAAGUAUGUUUUAAAUCCUUUGCAAGCAUUGCAUUUUCAAUGGUAAACUUCAGACUGACCAUCUAUUAAUUUGUCAUGUAGAGCUUUGCUUACAAAGUAUUUUACAGGAAAAUGCCUAGGGCUAAAGCUGGUGCCAAGAGAAAGAGUACAGAGGUUUCAAACAGUACUACAGGCACAAGAGCAAAGACGAGAAAAGCACAGGAGGUAGACAGUGAAGCUAAGGAGGAUGUGUUGGUGAAGAAAAUCACCGAGGCCGUGUUGGAAGCAAUCGAUGAAAGGAACAAAGCCACUGCUACCCAAGGGGGAGGUGCUUCUGAUAGUGACGGUGAGUCCGACUCAGAGAUUACCUUUAAGGAUAUUGAGGGGUCAGAUGAUGAAUAUGCCUCAAGUGAGGCAAUUGAUACUUCUACUUGGUCAACUCCUAUUUCGGCAAUGAUUCCACAAAAGCUUAAGCAAAAGAUAUGGGAAGAUCAGUAUAUUGAUCUUGCAGCUCUUCUCCCUAACAAUUUAAUCCCUUGCACCGAAAAUAAUGACUACACAUUUAAAAUAGGGGAGAACACUAACCUCUCGGUAGUACCCAAAAGGGCAAAACAAACAAUUAAGACCAUAUUCCAGUGGACAACAGCAUGGCUGCAGAACAGAGCUGCAAAUGUGCUUCAGGUACAUGUACAUACGAACUGA
Molecule: messenger RNA, 694 nt
Organism: Saccostrea cuccullata (small rock oyster)
Lineage: Eukaryota; Metazoa; Mollusca; Bivalvia; Ostreida; Ostreidae
Exons: 1
Coding region: 125-694 (189 amino acids)
Source: RefSeq, a predicted model, not a curated record